UAAUUGAAAUGGCAAUUAAUAAUUCAAAUUGUUUGUUGAUUUCAUUGAUCUUUUUCCUAAUUGCAUUUGCUUCAAACCAUGCAAAUGGAGAAGUACUCAAAGUAGGGUUUUAUCACAAAACAUGCCCUCAUGUUGAAUUGAUAGUGAAGGAAGUUGUUGAUGAUGUUAUAUCAAGAGUCCCUAGCCUUGCUGCCCCUUUGUUGAGAAUGCACUAUCAUGAUUGUUUUGUUAGGGGUUGUGAUGGAUCAGUUUUGUUGGAUUCCCCAACAAAACAAGCUGAGAAAGAUUCAAUCCCAAAUUUAAGCCUUAGAGGAUAUCAAAUUAUUGAUAGAGUGAAGACUGCUAUUGAAAAAUCAUGCCCUGGCAUCGUUUCUUGUGCAGAUAUUGUUGCCCUUGUAGCUCGAGAUGUCACUGUUGCGGUGAAGGGACCAUUCUGGGAAGUUGAAACAGGACGAAGAGAUGGAAGUGUGUCAAAUAUAACUGAAGCUUUAUUUAAUUUGAUUCCUCCUUUUGCAAACAUAACAUCAUUGAAACAAGGAUUCUUGCAAAGGGGAUUAAGUGUCAAGGACCUUGUUGUAUUAUCAGGUUCUCACACAAUUGGAAUCUCUCACUGCUCAUCCUUCAACAAUCGUCUUUACAACUUCACUGGAAAAGGAGAUACAGAUCCCGCAUUGGAUCCCAACUAUAUAAAAAGUUUGAAAAAGAAAUGUCCACCAAAUGACCAAAAUACCCUUGUGGAAAUGGACCCUGGAAGUGUUAGGACAUUUGAUAGUUCUUAUUAUAAGCUUGUGGCUAAAAGAAGGGGACUUUUUAGUUCUGAUUCUGCUUUACUUGAUGAUAGUGAAACCAAAGAUUAUCUCAAAAAACAAGGAAUUAAUCAAUAUGGAUCUACUUUUUUAAAAGAUUUUGGUGAGUCUAUGGUCAAAAUGGGAAGGGUUCAAGUACUCACCGGAAAUCAAGGUGAAAUUAGAAAAGUCUGCUCAAGAGUAAAUUAGAAAAGCCAAAAAGAAAAAAAUAAAUUGUGUUUGUCAUUUAAUAUUGAUGCAAGUUUAUUUCUUGAAUAAUAUGUGUUUGUCAUUUAAUAUUUAUGUAAGUUUAUUGUCUUUCUAUUAUGGAAGAUUAAUAGGUAGUCCUAUUUGGA
Solanum dulcamara is the source of this 1141-nucleotide messenger RNA. Its product is annotated as peroxidase 27-like. The coding region runs from base 9 to 995 and encodes 328 amino acids. Lineage: Eukaryota; Viridiplantae; Streptophyta; Magnoliopsida; Solanales; Solanaceae. Gene Ontology annotation, cellular component: plasmodesma; plant-type cell wall. The record is from RefSeq and is a predicted model, not a curated record. Gene Ontology annotation, molecular function: heme binding; peroxidase activity. Gene Ontology annotation, biological process: response to oxidative stress; hydrogen peroxide catabolic process. The transcript has 4 exons.